AUGUUUGCGGCAUUUCGACGUCGUGCCGCAUCAGCAUCACGUUCUGAACCAAAUGUUAAAGAAAAUUCUCCUAUUGAAAAUAGUCAUUCUAAUGGUUUUAUCACACCAACAGUAACAGCCAACGGUACUAACACAUUAAGUGUUAAUAGUAAUGGAAUGAAACAUCGUACUCUAUCUGGUCUUUCAACAACAUCAGCAUCUUCAUCGUUCAGUACAUCACCAACACUGAAUAUAACUCGUCAACAAGAAAAACACGAAUUACAAACACUGAAUGAUCGUCUAGCAGUUAUUAUUGAUACAGUUCGACGACUUGAACAAGAUAAUGAAAAACUAAAAAAUAUCGUUAAAACGAAUGCACAAUCAUUUGAAUUGGAAACAUCAAAAGUGAAAAGUUUAUAUGAAAAUGAAUUAGAUGACGCAAAAAAAUUAAUUGAAGAAUUAGCUCAUGAAAAAUCACGUCUUGAAAUUGAACUCGAAAAAAGUCGUAGCGAAAAUUUAGAUAUACACGCAAAAACUGCUCGUAUCGAGCGUGACGCACGUGCCUACGAAUCACGUUUAAAACAAUCGGAAAAUGAAAUAACCGAAUUAAAAGCACGUUAUGAUGCAAUUACAUUAGAUUCAUCGCGUAAAAUUGAUGAGAAUGAGACGCUUCACAAUUUCAAUCACGACCUUGAAAAACAAGUAUCAGCAUUGAAACGUCAACUGGAAUCUGAAACAUUAUUACGUGUUGAUCUCGAAAAUAAAAAUAAAACUCUACGUGAAGAAUUACAAUUCAAUCAACAUGUGUAUGAAACAAAAAUCUAUCAAAUAAAAGAACAACAACGAAUUGAAAGUCUUCAUGAUGAUGGUUUACGUCAACAAUAUGAUGCACGUCUUCUACAAGAAUUACAACAAAUCAGAGCACAAAACGAACAGGAAAUGCAAUCGCUAAAAGAAGAAAUAGCUUCACAAUACGAAAAAAAGAUUGAAGAUCUACAAAAUACAAAUCGUCGAAAUCUCGAACAGAUCAGUAAUUACCGUACUGAUCUUGUUCUAUAUCGUGAACGUAUUGAAGAAUCGACAAAAAUUCGUGAUACAUGUAAUGAGAAAAUGUUGCAAUUAGAACAACGUUGUCGUGAAUUAGAAGAUCGCGCCUAUCGUUCGCAACAACAACAACAUCAAUCGAUUAUCGAACGUGAUGAUGACAUACAAAAUCUCAAACAAAUCAUUGAUCAAAUGCAAAGCGAUUAUCAAAAUUUAGUUGAUACGAAAAUUGGUCUUGAUCGGGAAAUUUCGACAUAUAGAAAAUUACUCGAUUCCGAAGAAGAACGAUUGAAUAUUGCUGGACGAUUAGGACCGUCGCCGACAAGCAACGGUAGUGCAACACCCACAAAUAAUGACGAAAUCACAACAACGAACAAUGGCCCAACGCAACGAUCGCGCCUUAAACGUCCACGUUUCGAAGUUGAUGAAGAUAUCAUUUUUCCGAAUGGCACGAGCAAUGGACAUUAG
Rotaria socialis is the source of this 1491-nucleotide messenger RNA. The record is from the annotation of a GenBank genome assembly. NCBI's taxonomy places the organism in Eukaryota, Metazoa, Rotifera, Eurotatoria, Philodinida, Philodinidae.